UCACAUCAUAAAACUGUCAUAGCUGCAGUUCACUUCACAACACUCCGACCAGGAAGUCACACACACAAAAAAAAACGGUGCUGCCUAUUUGACCAUGUUAUUUUUGCAGGCUGCACACGCAGGCAAUCGCACAAUGUGACUUGUUUCACAAUGAGUAAGAGGAAAGGCAAAGUGAUCAGUGACGCGACAACUGUCAAGAGCCGCAGAGUGACAGCUGUGGGUCUGGAAGAUGUACCAGAUGAUAGAAACCAUCAGGGACCAUCUUCCAACAAACUCUCUCUGUCUGCCACGGGAGACAUUGGCCUCAUUGAAAGCAUCACUCUGAAGAAUUUCAUGUGUCACUAUUUGCUCGGUCCGUUCCAGUUUGGGCCCAAUGUGAACUUCAUCGUUGGCAACAAUGGAAGUGGAAAAAGUGCCAUCCUGACUGCUUUGAUCGUGGGCCUCGGUGGAAAGGCCACUAUCACAAACAGAGGAGUGUCACUGAAGGAUUUUGUGAAGUCCGGUGAAAAUACUGCAGAUAUAACAGUGAAGCUGAGGAACAGAGGAGCAGAUGCUUAUAAAAGAGAAAUCUUCGGUGACUGCAUCUCCAUCGAGCAUCGCAUCUCAGUUGAUGGAUGUCGGACCUGCAGGCUGAAGAGCAAAUCAGGACAACUCAUCUCAAACAAGAAGGAGGAACUGACGGCCAUUUUGGACCACUUCAAUAUCCAGCUGGAUAACCCGGUGUCCAUUCUCAACCAGGAAAUGAGUAAACAGUUCUUGCAUUCAAAAAGUGAAACAGACAAGUAUAAGUUCUUCAUGAAAGCAACUCUGCUGGAACAGAUGAAGAGGGAUUACAUCCACAUCAAACACACUAAAACAGUCACACGACAGCAGGUGGAGAGACAAGAGGAGUGUCUGAAGGACCUGAAGCAAGAGUUUCUGCAGAGGAAAGAACGAUAUGAAAAUUUGUCAUCCAUCAGUGAGAUGAAGGAGGUUUUGGAGAAUCUGAAGAAAGCAAUGGCAUGGUGUUUGGUCAGAGAGAAGGAGCAGUUUGUACAACAGUUGAAGGAGGACAUUGAAAAGGAAGAGACUAAUUACAAACAUCAAUACAACUUUCAGCUCUGUCAGACUAAGUUCUUACAAGUAGAGAAAACACUUCAGUGCAUCAGAAACACCAUAAACAGUCUAAGAGAGGAACAAGAAUCACUGUUUGGAGACAAUCUCAAGUUGAAAGAGCAAGUGAAGGUCAUCAGGAAAGCUCACAAGGAACAGGAGCUCGUUUACUUUCGGGCUCUGAACAAACUCAAACAGUCAGAGCAGGAGCAAAAUCUUCUCCGGGAGAAAGUUAACAAGGCAAAAACAAGUGGGAGCCUGAACAGCGAAGGAGAGACGCAAUAUAUGAAACAGCAGAGGACCUUAUCCCAUCUCAAAGAGCAGCUUGCAGAGCUCGACAAUAAGUGCUCACAGCUGAAUGUUGAGAUCAAGAACAACCAUGAGGCUCUUUUCAAAGGAAGGGAGGAACGUGACAAGCUGAGACUGGAAGAAAAGACUGUCCAGGCUUCCUACGAGUCCAAACUGAAGAGGAAGAACCAGCUCCUCGCCAGUCGAUCAAACAAACUGAAAAGAUUCGGAGAUCUUGUGCCCGACCUGUUGGGCGCUAUCGCUGAGGCUCACGCCACAGGACGCUUUGUGAAGAGACCUGUUGGUCCAAUAGGGGCGUGCAUCAAUUUGAAGGAUCCCACGUUAGCUGUAGCUGUGGAGUGCUGUCUGCGGAGCUUCAUGAAGGCUUUCUGCUGUGACAACUACAAGGACGAGGCGGUCCUUCAGGAGCUCAUGUCUCGAUAUUAUCCGAGGGGCAACAGGCCGCAGAUCAUCGUCAGUCCUUUCUCUGAAAAAAUGUACAACAUUCAUGGAAGGAAGGCAUGUCAUCCAGAGUAUCCAGGUCUGCUGGACAUAAUCAGCUCAACGAGCCCAAUCAUCAUCAACUGCCUCAUUGAUAUGAGAGGGAUAGAGUCGAUUCUGAUAAUUAAAGAGAAAGAAAAAGCGAGGAAGGUCAUGCAGCAUGGCUGGCCGCCUAAAAACUGCCGUGAGGCCUUCACUGCCGAGGGAGAUCAGGUGUACCCAAACCGUUACUACACCUCUGACUUCAACAUAGCAAAAUUUCUUGGUGGGGAUCUCGAGACUGAAAUAAGCAUGUUGGAGUCAGACCUGGAGAAUCACCGGGCUCAGCUGUCCAAGUUUCAGCUCCAGGUGACCUCUGUGACUGAAGACAUCCUGAGCAUGGAGAACGGACUGAACAGCACCAUCAUGACCCUGAAGGCAACACUGGCAGCUAUGAAUCAAGUUAAAGCAGCAAUAACUGAGCUGGAGAUUUUCAGAGACGAGCAAAUUGAUGACAUCAGCUCUUUGGAAGAAGUCGCUGCAGAGAACCAACAGAAAAUCGAGGCGGAAAAGCAAUCUGUUCAUGAGGCCAAGACAGAAUUUGACAAGCAUCGAAAAAUGUCAGAAGACACAGACUCCAAAUAUUCGUCUGUUAGAGAAAGGAUUGGUCAGCUCUCUGAGGAUAUGGAGCCAUUGAAGGACGACCAGCUGAGACUGGAGGCAGAGUGUGAAAGACAUGAACGAACCCUUAAGCUCUUCGAACACAAUCUGAGGAUUCAUGAAGGAAACAUCCAAGCUAUGAAAAAUGAACUUUCCCAAAAAGAAGAAGAGUUACAGGAAUAUGUGGCCAAAGCUACUAAGAUCAGCCCCGAACGGCAGCAGGUGACCAGCAGCACCAAGAGGAUCGACGCAGAAAUCUCUCGGCUGAAGAAGAGGCUGAAAAUAUACGAGAGCUGCUACGGUGAGCAGGAGCAGGUGGUCAGGGAGUACGCAGAGGCACUGGCUCUCUACAGAGAGAAGACCAACCAAGUGAGAGACCUGCGGAGAUUCAUCGAUCGACUCGAUAACAUCAUGUCAGACAGGCAGAACAGAUACAAAAUAAUGCGUAGGUCUCUCUCUGUCAGAUGCAAGUUGUACUUCAAUAACUUCCUGAUAAAGAUGAACUGCUGCGGCUCAAUGAUUUUUGAUCACAACAAUGAAACACUCACAAUCUCAGUAAAUCCUCCUGGCAGAGAGGAUGAUGACGUGAGUGACAUGAGGUCCCUCUCUGGUGGCGAGCGCUCCUUCUCCACUGUUUGCUUCAUGCUCUCCCUGUGGGAGAUCACAGAGUCACCCUUCAGAUGCCUCGAUGAGUUCGACGUCUACAUGGACAUGCACAGCCGGAGAAUCUCUCUGGAUCUGCUCCUGGAGCUGUCAGAGCGGCAGCACCUUCGACAGUUUGUCUUCAUCACGCCCCUGACCACAAGUCAUCUUCCCAAAACCAGUCUUAUCAAAAUCCAUCAGCUUCAGGAUCCAGAAAGAGUCCGGAGUCAGACAGGAGAUGAAGAUGUUUAAAGUGAUCUCCAGUGAAAGAAACCUAAAGAGGUGAUGUUUAUGUGCACAGUUACUGUAUAUUUUAAUAUUAUUGUAUG
Scomber japonicus (chub mackerel) is the source of this 3491-nucleotide messenger RNA. RefSeq names its product structural maintenance of chromosomes 6 (gene smc6). Gene Ontology annotation, molecular function: single-stranded DNA binding; damaged DNA binding. NCBI's taxonomy places the organism in Eukaryota, Metazoa, Chordata, Actinopteri, Scombriformes, Scombridae. The record is from RefSeq and is a predicted model, not a curated record. The transcript has 27 exons. Gene Ontology annotation, cellular component: Smc5-Smc6 complex; site of double-strand break; nucleus. Bases 151 to 3414 code for a protein of 1087 amino acids. Gene Ontology annotation, biological process: double-strand break repair via homologous recombination.